GUCGGCUGUGGUGUGGUCCAAGCUCCGUCUCAUUGAAUGGAUCUGAUUGGACUUAGCUAAACGCCGCGAUUCGAUCCGACCGGGACGAAAAAUCAACGCAAUCCUUCAACCACUUAUCAUCGACAUCCCACGAUUCCCCCAACCAUCUCCCAAUUGGGCCAUUUCCAUCCAGCCGACAGACAAUAUGCUCGCACCAUUGAGAGUCUCGACUGCUCGAUCGGCCAUCUCGGCUGUCACCCGUGUCGCGAGGGUUAACGCUACCCGAGGAUUCAUUGCCCCGACCGUUUCUCGACGAGCCGACUUCGUCCAGGAACUCUACCUCAAGGAACUCAAGGCCUACAAGCCUUCCCCCAUCAAGGAGAAUGACAGCGUCGGCCAGGUCCAAGAGUUCAAGGCCCCCAAGGCCCCUAAGUCCCCCGAGGAGGCCGACCUUGCCACCAGCCUGAAGGAGUAUGAGAACAUGGCCGUCGAGGUCGAGGGUAACGAGGGUGCCACCACUGCUACGUCAACGCCCGCCGUCGUUGAGGACUGGCUAGUCGAGGAGGAAGAGGAGGAGGGUGCUGCUGCUCACCACUAAACUAAAGAGUUUGACGGCGAUGAGUGUGGAAGGAUAACGACAACAGAGUUCACAAAGAACACGAUAGUAGUCCACAUACGUGUGUGAGUGAGGGGGAGGGGUUAGUCAGGGUAUUCGAUAUACUGCUUGGGCGACAGUAACUAUCGAUUCUACGAGAUGCCCGAGAGAAUUAGCUGCGUGCGAGUGGAGUAAUAUCCGUGUAUAUUUACGCCUAUGAGUCUGCUAACAGACUAUCGAGACGAAACAAAAAGAACGCUUCAUCUUUCAAGAGCCUUGUAUUUUCAGUAAUGAGCAAAAUCAAACCUUGAGCGACUUUUGGUGAUCAAGUCGGCACCUCUUCUAUUACAGCUGGGACAAUACUGCUAGA
Messenger RNA from Xylaria bambusicola, 944 nucleotides. Its product is annotated as ATP synthase complex subunit H-domain-containing protein. The record is from RefSeq and is a predicted model, not a curated record. NCBI's taxonomy places the organism in Eukaryota, Fungi, Ascomycota, Sordariomycetes, Xylariales, Xylariaceae. The transcript is spliced from 3 exons. Gene Ontology annotation, biological process: proton motive force-driven ATP synthesis. Bases 185 to 577 code for a protein of 130 amino acids.